Saprolegnia parasitica CBS 223.65 is the source of this 1377-nucleotide messenger RNA. RefSeq lists its product as hypothetical. The coding region runs from base 66 to 1295 and encodes 409 amino acids. The record is from RefSeq and is a predicted model, not a curated record. NCBI's taxonomy places the organism in Eukaryota, Oomycota, Saprolegniomycetes, Saprolegniales, Saprolegniaceae. The transcript is spliced from 5 exons.
CACAAAGCAGCUCCACGAGGCUUACGUGAUCUGUGGGCGUUUCAUCGUGGCUUGAAGCGUCAGCCAUGCGCCGCAUCACAGCACCGACGACGGGCAAGGGCAGCCGCGCCGCCUUGCUACAAGGCCCACGCGACGCGGCGCUUACCAGCACCAAGGUACUACUGCGCAAGGCGGAUCGCGGGCCCGAGUCGAUGGCCAAGAGCAAGCCCACCAUGGACGCUACCAAGGACUGCAGCGCGAUGCAAGCGAUCGACGCAGAGCGGUCGACCAAGCCGACGCUGGCCAUCAAGUCCAAGGCUGUCGAUCUAUGGAACGCCAAGAUCAAUCGGUGCCAUGACCGCGCCGUCAUCCACACCUUUCGCAACGCCUUGCUCGCACUGGACGUGACGCUGUCGGUUGCGAUCGGUGGCGGUCAAACGACAAGCUGCAUCUCGUCUGACAACAACAAUAAGGCGACGACGACUGCGCUGACGACGGCAACGAUCCCGAUCCAGCCGCAAUGCACGCUUCGCAAGCUCACGACCGUGUCCCUCACAGCGCGCUCGUCCAAGACGUCGACAUGUAUCGAGACCACGUACCAGGUGCCAUCGUCGUCGUGGCGUCUCGUGGCGACGACCGAUGACGGUACCGACCUUGGCAUCUACCAAGCGAUGCUUCCGUCGUACACGCUCAUCGCGCUCGUCUGGAAGGCCGGCCUCGACGUGCUUCGCGUCCAUGCCAUUGCGUCGCUCCCAGCACUCGCGACGUCGCUUCUUCAACGGGUCGUCGCACCCGUCUUUGACGAUGUUGACUCGCAGCACGGGUUCCGUGGGUACACGAUCGCCGUCACGAUGCGGCAGCUGGAUAGCACGGUACUCUGGGAGCACGAGUUCUAUGCCGUCGACUUUGAUCGCACCCAAGACGGUGCCAUGGCGUCCCUUCUCUCGCCCGCGGGCGCGUUCCGAGACAAGUGCCGGCUCUUGGCCGAGGUGCCGCACCUCGCAGUCGCCACGGAAGCGUUUACUAGCCGUGCGGCUAGCUGCGUCCUACUUGACGUGGCGAUUUGGGACUUUGAGAAAUCGUUGCGUGCAGCGACGAGCCACUGCGUGCUGCUACGACGCGAACCGCAGGUGGCCACUCUCGAUCUGGACGUCCCCAGUGCGCAGUUUCCAGACUCGAUCCACAUGGCCCUUGAGACGCCGGAUGUUACGUGCCGCAUCAACUGCGCCGCCUCAAAGAAACGUGCGGUGGUCCUGUCCGUAGUCGUCGGUCUCCGCCGCUUGUUUCUUCAGGCGACGUAUGGCGUCUGCACCUAGUGACGAGCCACCACUUUCAUGUAUUAUUGCAUUGCAUGGAUACUAAACUUGAUCGACAAAGUGUCCAACACGACUACACUGU